This is a messenger RNA of Acaulospora morrowiae, 458 nucleotides long. NCBI's taxonomy places the organism in Eukaryota, Fungi, Glomeromycota, Glomeromycetes, Diversisporales, Acaulosporaceae. The record is from the annotation of a GenBank genome assembly.
CUUCCCUCGGUAGUAACUAUAAUGAUUUCUCGAAAGAUUUUUAUUUGUGUCGAAAUAAUCUUUCUCCUACUGGAUUUGAAGCUCAAUGGUAUAAACUUAUUGCAACGUAUCCCAAAACAGCUGAUUACUUUAAUUCCAAGCUUUAUCCUAGCAAAGAAAAAUGGGCUAAGACAUAUACAACCAAAUUCUUCACAGCUGGCAUUUCAUCGACAUCACAUGUUGAAAGCGAAAACUCAGUAAUAAAAAAUGUUCUUCAAGGCCGUCCCGGUCUUUGCGAACUCGCUACCAUUUUAGAUCUGCGGCUAUGUGACGAAGCACGAUAUGUUAAUCAUAAUAAGUGGUACCAUGCUAAUGCAAGUGCACAGUUGAGUGGCGCUUCUGCCAAAUGUUUUCCUGAAAUUGAUCGUAUUCUCAAAGAAUACCUUACUGAAGAAAUGCUUUCCCGGCAAAGACAUGAA